Messenger RNA from Penicillium robsamsonii, 1560 nucleotides. RefSeq names its product GNAT family N-acetyltransferase. The transcript is spliced from 2 exons. Gene Ontology annotation, biological process: siderophore biosynthetic process. The coding region runs from base 1 to 1560 and encodes 519 amino acids. NCBI's taxonomy places the organism in Eukaryota, Fungi, Ascomycota, Eurotiomycetes, Eurotiales, Aspergillaceae. The record is from RefSeq and is a predicted model, not a curated record.
AUGCGAAACACCACCUGCCACUUGCCCAACGGGCUCACCUUUGACGUAUCGCCCGUUUUUGGUGGGGUCUCCUUCAAAUCCACCGACUUCAACAUACGUCACAAGUCCACCUUCCCCCCAGGUUGGACAAUCAUAAUCAACACUGAGAGGACUCGCAAGAAAGAGAAAGAUGAUCCAGAAUCAGAGAACCCCCGCGACGUGGACGAUAGUUUUGGCCGUUUCACUACCCCCACCUUGACCCACGACUCCCUCUACAUCUCGUAUAUAGUCAACCCGCCAACAAGCGAAUUCAAAUCCGUGACUUCACCCACCCGCCAGAUCGCCAUGAUGCUCUGGGCAACUCUAUGGUGGUACUUCCACGAACCAGAACCAGACCUGCGCUUGGAGACCGCGGCCUCAAGCAAGACCCCGCGCGACGGACGACCAAAAGGCGAAUGGCGGAUAAAGAUCAAGCGCGAAGGAAUCUUCAAAGGCCGGAACCUCCUCCAAAAGCUCGAACGAAUGGGCCUAAUUGCAACCGAGGACUCCUCCGUCGGCCUCCAGCCCAUCGAAACCCGCGACUCAAGCAGCUGGUCAACCAUGUUCGUAAGCAGACGUAGUUUCUGGCAGCUCGACCCGCGUCUCUUCCUCUUCACAUUGACGCCAAGCGGAGGCCCAAUGACACCUCCCGUCCGGUCGGGUAAUGCGUCACCCACGCCGGAUGGCAACCCCAGCGCAGCGCCGCCGACACUAUUACCCAUGGAGGUAACCUUCCACACUUCGAAUAUGGCCCAGUUCACCUCGGUAGGACCGUUCACGUCUGGGAGCCAUCUACCAACAUACUACCCGCCCCCGCCAACCCAGUUCACCUUCACGAACGGGGUGCGACACCCCGUGCGUCCGAAACCGCCGCACCAGGGUGAGGUGUUCUACGUGCGCUACAUCCCCAGUCUGAGCCAGUAUCUCUCAUUCCGCGUGGCGUUUGUGCCGAUGACGUCGCAGGAGAGUACUGCCAGUGAUCAGGGCGGGAUGUCUAGUAGCACGGCUGUGACGAGCAUCUCGCAGCAUCUCACUUGUAAUAUCUCCUCUGAUCUGGACACACUUCAUCGGUGGAUGAAUAUACCGCGGGUGGAGGUGAUGUGGGCUGAAGGUGGACCAAAGGCUGUGCAGGAGAAGUUCCUGCUCGCUAGUCUGACUAGUCGACACAGUUUCCCUGUUAUCGGAUGUUGGGACGGGAAGCCGUUUGGGUAUUUUGAGAUUUACUGGGUUAAAGAAGAUCCGCUCGGACGACUUCUGGAUCAUGCGGGUAAUUAUGAUCGGGGUAUUCAUCUACUUAUUGGGGAGCAGGAAUUCCGCGGUGCGCAUCGGGUUGCGGUCUGGUUGAAUGCGUUGGUGCAUCACUGUUUCUUGGCGGAUAUGCGGACUUCAUCUGUGGUGUUGGAGCCGCGGGUUGAUAAUCUCAAACUCAUUAAUUACCUCCAAGAUGCAGGCUUCUAUAAAGAAGGCGAGGUCAGCUUCCCGCAUAAGCACUCUGCUAUCAUGAGAAUCAAGCGCGAGUACUGGGAAAGUCCGGCUCUGUAG